AUGCGUUGUCUGAAGGCGGCCCUUAUUAAUCAAACUACUCAACCUGCCGGCGCCGCUAACGAUAUCGAUCCACCCAAUCUACCCCUCCCUUCAUCCAACCCUGCCUCGCGACCCCCGUCACCUCGGCCAUCGCCGCCUCUGAUCUCUAGCCAAUCGGACUGUUCGUCCGUCCUCCCUCCACCGCCUCUACCGCAGCACAAGGCUGCCUCGCGAUCAGCCGCUUCCUUGAUUGACUUACAACUGGGCAGCUCUAUCGUCCCACCUUCAUCGCCUCUACCGCAGCCCAAUACAACCUCGCGACCAAACACAGAUCCUAAAGCUAACACCACACCCCGCCGAUUGCAUACCUCCAAACCGUUUCCGUCCUCUGAUCAACUGGUAUCAGACAAAAUCGUUUGCGAUCAGGCCACGGCCAGAUUGUCGCUGUCGCCUCCCAUACUCUUGAAAAGCCCUCCAGUCCGAUCGCGCUCCUUAGAUAGUUUUCCAUCCUCCAAUCGCCCAGCGUCAGGCAAAGUCAAACGCAAUCAAACCAAGCUAGAAACAAAGCCAUCAACUGGGGGCCCUGAGUCCCUUUGCUCUACCACGGUGUCUUCCCCUCCUUCCAAGAAUCCCAACUCAAAUACGGACGAUGGUCUCGCUUUGUUGCUUUAUAAAGAUAACCUCACCUUCGCAUCGAUCUCACUCACCCAUCAUCUUUCCUCUGAACCAAAGAAGAACAGCGAAUCCAAGCCCUUCUCGGUCAUCAACCCUCAGUUCCCCCUGAAUACUAAUCUUACCACACCCACCUGUACUGAGACUACUUCCAACUGCCUCGCUGAUGAAUCUAAACACAGCGAGCAGAUCUACAGUGCUUUACCCCCUUUUUGCACAUCUACACCUCCACUUGUGCCAAUUCAAGAAAGCCUAGCACAAGUUAUCUCAUCCCCAAUCUCCCCAAUUGCCCCAGCCUGUCCUGCCAACCUUGAGAUAGCUGCAAUAGGAUCCCUAACUGUUGAGAAUGAUGACAGCAAUACUACGGAUGCCCAACUAGCCCCAGAAUAUUCACAAGCAACUCUAGAUUACUACAAUGACAUCCAAGAGUACCUCCAGCAGGCCAAUACAGAUGAGACUGAAACAAAGAAGAAAAAGAAAAAGAAGAAAAAGAAAAAGGCCAACCCGACUUCAACACCCGACAAUCCAAUAUUAUUUUAUGUAUGA
This is a messenger RNA of Puccinia graminis f. sp. tritici CRL 75-36-700-3, 1197 nucleotides long. RefSeq lists its product as uncharacterized. Lineage: Eukaryota; Fungi; Basidiomycota; Pucciniomycetes; Pucciniales; Pucciniaceae. The coding region runs from base 1 to 1197 and encodes 398 amino acids. The transcript is spliced from 2 exons. The record is from RefSeq and is a predicted model, not a curated record.